GUCGCUUUCCCAGCCGAGGCGACCCGCAGCCAUGGCCGGCCUGGACUUCGGGGUCACUAUCGCACUGCUGUGGGUCCUGCUGCUGGGGGCGGCGCGCUUACCGCAUGGGGCAGAAGCUGCUGAGAUUGCUCUGCCCCAAGGAUGCGGCAUUAUAGUUCUCAUAAAGCUGGGGACACCAACUUUGCCAGUGAAACCCUGUUACAUUGUCAUUUCUAAAAGACAUGUAACCAUGUUGUCCAUCAAACCUGGAGAAAGAGUAGUCUUUACCUUUAGCUGUGAGAGUCCAGAGAAUCACUUUGUCAUAGAGAUCCAGAAGAAUAUUGACUGCAUGGCAGGCCCGUGUCCUUUUGGGGAGGUUCAGCUUCAGCCCUCGACGUCGGUGUUGCCCGCCCUGAACAGAACUUUCAUCUGGGAUGUCAAAACUCGUAAGAGCAUCGGUCUAGAGCUGCAGUUCUCCAUUCCUCGCCUGAGGCAGAUCGGGCCGGGCGAGAGCUGCCCAGAUGGAGUCACUCACUCCAUCAGCGGUCGCAUCGAUGCCACCGUGGUCAGGAUCGGCACCUUCUGCAGCAAUGGCACUGUGUCCCGGAUCAAGGUGCAAGAGGGAGUGAAAAUGGCCUUACACCUACCAUGGUUCCACUCCAGAAACGUCUCUGGCUUCAGCAUUGCAAACCACUCAUCUAUAAAACGACUGUGCAUCAUCGAAUCUGUGUUUGAGGGUGAGGGCUCUGCAACCCUCAUGUCUGCCAACUACCCAGAAGGCUUCCCUGAGGAUGAGCUCAUGACCUGGCAGUUUGUCGUCCCUGCACACCUGCGUGCGAGCGUCUCCUUCCUCAACUUCAAUGUCUCCAACUGCGAGAAGAAGGAGGAGCAGGUUGAGUACUACAUCCCAGGCUCCACCACCAACCCCGAGGUGUUCAGGCUGGAGGAUAAGCAGCCCGGGAACAUGGCUGGGAACUUCAACCUCUCCCUGCAGGGCUGUGACCAAGAUGCCCAAAAUCCAGGAAUUCUCCGGCUGCAGUUUCAAGUUUUGGUUCAACAUCCACAAAAUGAAAGCAAUAAAACGUACGUGGUUGACUUGAGUAAUGAGCGAGCCAUGUCCCUCACCAUCGAGCCUCGGCCAGUCAAACAGAGCCGCAAGUUUGUCCCCGGCUGCUUCGUGUGUCUAGAGUCUCGGACCUGCAGUACCAACCUCACCCUGACUCCUGGCUCCAAACACAAGAUCACCUUCCUUUGUGAUGACCUGACACGCCUGUGGAUGAACGUGGAGAAGACCAUAAGCUGCAUGGACCACCGGUACUGCCACAGGAAGUCCUACCCACUCUGGGUGCCCAGCAAUAUCCUCCAGCUGCCUGUGCAGCUGCAUGACUUCUCCUGGAAGCUGCUGGUGCCCAAGGACAGGCUCAGCCUGGCGCUGGUGCCGGCCCAGAAGCUGCAGCAGCAUACACACGAGAGGGGCUGCAGCACCAGCUUCAGCUACCUGGUGGCCAGCGCUGUCCCCGGCCAGGACCUGUACUUCGGCUCCUUCUGCCCUGGAGGCUCUAUAGAGCAGAUCCAGGUGAAGCAGAACAUCUCGGUGACCUUUCGCACCUUUACCCCCACCUUUCAAAAAGAGAUCUCCCAGCAGGGCCUGAAUGUGUCCUAUAUACCAUACUUCAAAGAGGAAGGCAUUUUCACAGUGACCCCAGACACAAAAAGCAAAGUCUACCUGAGGACCCCUAACUGGGACCGUGGCCUGCCAUCCCUCACCUCAGUGUCCUGGAACAUUAGCGUACCCAGCGACCAGGUGGCCUGCCUGACCUUUGUCAAGGAGCGGACCGGCGUGGUUUGCCAGACGGGGAGAGCAUUCAUGAUCAUCCAGGAGCAGCGUGCUCGGGCCGAGGAGAUCUUCACCCUGGAGGAGGACGUGCUCCCCAAGCCAAGCUUCCACCAACACAGCUUCUGGGUCAACAUCUCUAACUGCAGUCCUGUCAGUGGCAAGCAGCUGGACCUGCUCUUCUGGGUGACACUUGCCCCAAGGACUAUGGACCUGACAGUCAUCAUCAUCGCAGUGGUGGCAGGUGGAGCCUUACUGCUGUUUGGCCUGGGACUCAUCAUUUGCUUUGUGAAAAAGAAGAAAAAGAAGAUUAACAAGGGCCCUGCCGUGGGUAUCUACAAUGGCAACAUCAAUACGCAGUUGCCAAAGCAGCUAAAAAAGUUUCAAAAGGGACGAAAGGAUAAUGACUCCCAUGUGUACGCAGUCAUCGAUGACACCAUGGUGUACGGGCAUCUACUACAGGGUUCUAAUGGUUCCUUCCUCCAGCCUGAGGUGGACACCUACCGGCCCUUCCAGGGCCCCAUGGGGGACUGCCCUCCCUCCCCACCCCACAUAUGUUCCAGGGCGCCGACUGCAAAGCUGACCACAGAUGAGUCACCCCCUUGCUUCCCUCCUGAAUCUGAGAACGAACCAUACACAUUCUCCCACCCCAGCAAUGGGGAUGUGCCCAGUGGGAACACAGACAUUCCCCUGCUGGAUACCCAGGAGCCAGUGGAGCCAGCAGAAUAACUUGCACCCAUCCCAAAGACUUUGCUGAGGUGCAUAAGUCAGGGCACUAAGAUACCCUUUAGUGUUCCUCCCAGAAAUCCUAAAGAAGAGGAAUUAUAUGGAAGGAACAGCAGAAUGUUUUCCUGGAUACCACCAACUUCAGAUUUCUCAGAGGACUCAUUCCAAUGAUGAGACGUUGAAAAUGAUGAGUUCUGACCUGGAUACAGUCUUUGCAGUUCAUGUCCUUCUAAACCCAGGUUGUUUUGUAAAUCAGCUGCAACAAGAGGAGAGAGGCGUGAGUCACCCAGCACAGGGUUGCAGUGAGCCCUGGAUUCGGAGUGAUAAACAGAAGCUUACUCUCUUUGGAGCAACGAUUCUGAUUCCUAGGAGAACACCUGAGGUCCCUGCUCUCAUUGGGGUCCCUGGAUGAAAAUGACAGUGUGCCUUUUUACUAUUAUUAUUUAUUUGGUGUAUUUAAGAGGUGAGAUGUGUAAUCACACAGCUCUUUUCACCUGACUUAGUAACAACUCAUGCUAAAUGGUUUGGAUGGCUGGAUUUUGACUUCUGCUGACCACUAGAUAAACUGGGAGGUGGGAAUAACUUGCAAUCUGUACAGCCAGAAAAGGGUGUGUGUGUUUGAGCAACGUUGACACAGAUCUGCUUUGAUAAGAGACUUCCUGGCUCUCUCAGUCUGCAUGUGGUUAUCCCACUGCAGAAAUUCGAGUCUCAUUGUCCAUUAGUCCUAGAAAUAAGAGAAAUUUCUUCAAGUUACUAUGUGUGGCUCUCCCACCUGCAGCAAUUCUUUGACAUUCAGACAGAAAUUUAUAGAAUAUAUUCAUCUUCUAAAAAAGUUUAAGUACUCAUAUAUACCAGAGAGUGGCCACCUGUAUUAGUUUCCUAUUGCUGCUGUAACACAUUACUUGGUGGCUUAAAAACAACACAGAUUUGUUACCUUACAGUUCUGGAGAUCAGAAUUCCAAAGUGGGUUUCACAGAGCUAGACUCAAGAUGUCAGCAGAGUUGUGCUCCUUCUGAAGGCUCUAGGGAGAAUCGCUUCCUUGCCUUUUCCAGCUUCUAGAGGCUGCCCACUUUCCUCGACUCCCAUGGCUGUUCAGGUCUUUCUCACAGGGCAUCAAUAUGACACUGACUCUCCUGAUUCUCUCUCUCUCUUAUAAAGCCCACCCAGAAAGUGCAGGAUAAUCUCCCCAUUUCAAGACCCUUAACUUAAUCACAUUGGAAAAGUCCCUAUUACCAUGUAAGGCACCAUACCCACAGGUUGGGAUUAGGACAUGGACACCUUUGGGGUAACAUUAUUCUGCCUACCACACCUUCCUGCUACUGACUCCCACGGGACCAGUAAAAUGACCCAGCCCACAGAGGUGUUUUGUUUCGCUUGCAGAGUCUUUUUAAAGAAUUAGUUACUAACAUCUAAAAUUACAAAAAUUUUACAUAAAAGUCUAAAUCAGAAGAUCUGGCCAUGAUGGGGCUCACAUUCUCACCUAGCAACAACUGGCUGGAGCUGAGCAGCAGCUCUGCCUUAGAUGGGGCAUCUAGGUCACCAGUUCACCACAGUCCCCACCACUCCCUGUCGCCUCCCACAGUGAGGCUGUUUGUUGCUAUUGACCAAUGUCCCUGCACAGCUGCCUUUCUUGUAAUGGAAAGGAAAGAUUGGGACGCAGAUCUCUUAUCAAGAGAGAAGAUAGUAUACUAAUUACCAGCCCGGCUCCAGUGGGUGUUUGCCUCUGUGACCCCAAUCUAAUCUGGGAGGAGAGGGAUUGAUUGUUAUAGCUUGUCAGCACAGUCCAAAGUUCAAUAUUACUACGGCAAAAACCUCCUUUGAAAAAUAAAUGCACUUCAUUGUGUUCGGUGAAUUCACCUUGGAUCCGCAGCACCUCUGCUUGUUCACGUGGCCUCAAUGAAAAGGUUUAGUCUCCUAAACGGUGUGUACCCCAAGGUCUCUUGAACGCAUUCCAGAAGGGAGAGGAUUUUUUUUUUUUUUUUUUUUUUUUAUGCCCUCGGUGCUGCCAGUGGCACCUUCCCUUUCUGAAAGGCUGGCUCCUGCCCGGUUGCCCUUGGCUCUUGACCCGAGGUGCUGACGAACCCCCUCCGUGAAGGGCCGGCAGAGGGCCAUGGCCUCCCGCCCUCGGCUGAAGGAAGCUUGCCUGCAGUGUGCAUGCUGAGCCUGGCCCUCCGUUCUCUACCUUCCCAGCCCCCUGCUUUUCCGGUUCCUCUCAGUACGCCAAGCUCCCGACGGGGUGGCAGGCCAUCUUUGGGCUAGCAGGCUGCCGCAUGUGUCACCGGCACUAGCAAGGGCCCCGUGAGGCCAUUUUCUUUUAACUGAGGGCUCCGAACUCUGGGCCAAGUUGCUGGCUUCCUGAGACCUCAGAUGGAUUUAGUGUUUUCUGAAGCUGUGCCUCAGUGAAGGGGCCCAGCCUGAGUAACCCUGGUGCUUUUCUUUUAAGCCCAGGCCCUACUUAGGUGAAACAUUUCGGGAUCCCUGGCAACCGGGCAAAUGCCAUUUGUUGACGCCUACUGUGUGCAGCACAGUGCCCUUCCACCCCAGGCAUGCCGAUGCCCAGCUACCUUCGCUAGUGCCACCUGCUGUGCCUGCGUGGAGGGCCACUCACGAAUGCCACGGCCCUGCCACAGAGGGGAAGGGUCUCAAGGAAGAGUCAGGAGAGACGAGCGUAGGCCCAUCGGACAAAGCCUUGGUAAAGGUUAGAGGACUGGUUUGUGUGAAUCUGCAGAGCUUAGCUGGAAAUUAUUUAUUCAUUGUAGAUACUUUUUAGGUAGCAUUUGUUCUUUUCCUAUACUUUUUUAA
Messenger RNA from Cynocephalus volans (Philippine flying lemur), 5341 nucleotides. RefSeq names its product CUB domain containing protein 1 (gene CDCP1). The record is from RefSeq and is a predicted model, not a curated record. The transcript has 9 exons. NCBI's taxonomy places the organism in Eukaryota, Metazoa, Chordata, Mammalia, Dermoptera, Cynocephalidae. Bases 32 to 2542 code for a protein of 836 amino acids.